Molecule: messenger RNA, 2023 nt
Organism: Spinacia oleracea (spinach)
Lineage: Eukaryota; Viridiplantae; Streptophyta; Magnoliopsida; Caryophyllales; Amaranthaceae
Product: serine carboxypeptidase-like 27
Exons: 9
Coding region: 341-1702 (453 amino acids)
Biological process (GO): proteolysis
Cellular component (GO): vacuole
Molecular function (GO): serine-type carboxypeptidase activity
Source: RefSeq, a predicted model, not a curated record
GUUGCUGAGGAGUUAGUAAUUUCAAUCACAUUUUCUCUCCCCUCCAUCAGUCCAUCCUCUUCAGUCUUCACUCACAGCCACCAGUUGACAAUAUUCAUUGAAAUCUCAAUUACUGUGCUGUAGUCUUUUGUUCUUUCCCCACAGUUGAUUGUUUGAUUAUUGUGCCCUGUAUUUAAGUACAAUAAUAAUAUCAGCUUCCCAUACCAAGUACAUUUUUCCUAUGAGCAAAUCUCAUCAUCUAUAACCCCAACCCCAAAAGUUCUGGGUACCCAGAACUUCUUUUUCCGAGAAUUUUUCUGGGUCAUCAUUCAAUUUUCGAAUCCAGAUUUGAUUAAAAAUCAUGAAAAAUGGGAAAUUUGGGUGUUUUUUCUUGCUGUUUCUGGGUUGUUUUCGUUCUGCAUUUGCAAAUCAAAACAACGAUAGAAUAACAUGGUUGCCAGGGCAACCAGAUAAUGUGGAAUUUGCACAAUAUUCUGGUUAUGUUACAGUAGAUAAAUCAGCUGGUAAAGCAUUGUUUUACUGGUUAACCGAGUCACCUUCAAAUCCUGAGUCAAAACCAUUGCUAUUAUGGCUUAACGGUGGCCCUGGUUGUUCUUCUAUUGCUUAUGGUUCUGCUGAAGAAAUCGGUCCUUUUCAUAUCCGAAAUGAUGGCAAAAGUCUUUACUUAAAUCCAUAUUCUUGGAAUAAGGAGGCAAAUCUGCUUUUCCUCGAGUCUCCAGUUGGUGUUGGGUUCUCAUACUCAAACAGAUCAUCUGAUUUGUACACUCUUGGUGAUAGUAGAACAGCUAAAGAUGCCUAUAAAUUUCUUGUUAGAUGGUUCAAUAGGUUCCCCCAGUACAAGCACAGAGAGUUCUACAUUGCUGGGGAGAGUUAUGCAGGACAUUAUGUUCCUCAAUUGUCCCAACUUAUUUACAGAAGAAACAAAGGAAUUGCAGAACCAGAAAUAAACUUCAAGGGAUUUAUGGUGGGAAAUGCAGUUACAGAUGAUCAUUAUGAUUACAUAGGUACAUUUGAGUAUUGGUGGACCCAUGGAUUGAUAUCAGAUUCAACAUACAAGAGACUUAAGACAUCUUGUUCUGGUUCAUCUCAGCAUCCUUCGAUUACAUGCAAUACAGCUUUAGCAGAUGCUGAUUCUGAGUUUGGAAACAUUGAUCCAUACAGUAUAUAUACGCGUCCUUGCAACUCAACUGCAUCACUUAAGCGCAGUCUAAGGGGUCAUUAUCCAUGGAUGGUGAGAGGAUACGAUCCGUGCACAGAGAGGUACUCAAACGAGUACUUCAAUCGCCCUGAAGUUCAACUCGCUAUGCAUGCUAAUACGACUAAACUGUCUUAUCCAUGGAGCACCUGCAGUGACAUAGUUGGAACAUACUGGUCUGAUUCUCCAGAGUCUAUGCUUCCAAUUUAUCGAGAACUUAUAGCAGCUGGCUUGAGAAUAUGGGUCUUCAGCGGCGACACUGAUUCUGUAGUGCCUGUAACAGCAACUCGAUAUUCCAUCGAUGCACUGAGACUCCCUACUGUGGCCAAUUGGUACCCUUGGUAUGACAAUGGAAGGGUUGGUGGAUGGAGCCAAGUAUACAAAGGUCUAACACUUGUAACAAUUAAAGGAGCAGGACAUGAAGUACCACUUCAUAAACCUAGACAAGCUUUUAUUCUUUUAAACCAUUUCUUGAAAAACAGAUCAAUGCCACCCCAAAGCCUCUAAAUUUCUUAUUUUUAUACACAAAAUUAUUUAUUAAUAUUAUUAUAGGAUUUGCUUAUUUAUUGGGGCACUUGAAAAGAGAAGCAAUAAAUCAGCAGAAAGUUCACCAGGGAUGAGUAGUUUUCCCUGGAGUGCCCCCCCCUAUUCUUGCUUGAUAGCAGGAUUUUAGGUCAUAGUUUUACAUUUUUAGUUUUGAGAUCAAUUCUUAUUGAUUAUUUCUUUGAAGAAAAUGUAUCAUAAUAUUUUUUUUUGGCAUUAGUGACUAAUAUUUGUAUGAAAAAUCUCAUUCAUAUUUAUAUGAAAAUGUCCUUGUUUAAUUUUUUA